AUGAAUAGCCUCGACACGCUCCCACGUCCGACCAAGACCUAUCACUCCCAGGCCUACGACCGUUUGUCACCGUCCAAAAGCAAGUUCGAUGGCAAGGGCAAGACAGUCCUAGUCACCGGUGGUUCCGAGGGAAUCGGCCUCUCGAUCGCAAGAUCAUUCGCUGAAGCCGGCACGUCAAAGAUCAUCAUCGCCUCUCGCUCAGCUGAAAAGCAGGCCGAAGCCAAAAAGGCAUUGGAAGCCGACUUCCCAAAUACCGAGUUUCAGACCAUCGCUGCAUCCAUUACGGACCUUCCGCGCGUGAGCGAAAUCAUGCGUAGCCUUGGCGACUUGGACAUCGUCGUUCUGAACGCGGCUAUAUCCCACCAGCAGGUGCCGAGCGUUGGCGUUCCGCUCGAGGAUAUCGAGAAGACCUUCCAUGGCAACGUCAUCGCUCCGCUCCACAUGGUCAAGGAAUAUCUCGCGCUUCCAAUGCCGAAAUCUGGAAGCAAGACGAUCGUCAACAUCUCAUCGGCUGCUUCCCACGCCCUUGUUCCAGGACAUAUCGGUUACGGUCCCAGCAAGGCGGCAUUUGUGAAUGUACUCCAGCACAUGUCGAGAGAGUAUACGCCGGAGAAGGACGGCGUUCGUUUCUUCAGCAUUCAUCCAGGAGUCUUCCUCACGACUUUGGCAAAGGAUGCCGGUGUGUCCGAGGACGCCUUUGCGUGGGAGGACAUUCAAGUCCCCGGCCACUUCACAGUUUGGCUUGCGGGCCCGGAGAGCGACUUCCUGCACGGGAAGUUUGUGUGGGCGCAGUGGGAUGUGGAUGAGCUGAUCGAGCAGAAGGAGAAGAUCGAGAAGGUCGAGUUCCUCCCAUCCUUCCUCCAACUGGGUCUGCAGCUGUAGACCUACGAGCUUGUGUAUGAGAAGACAGCAUCU
Messenger RNA from Zymoseptoria tritici IPO323, 915 nucleotides. RefSeq lists its product as uncharacterized. Gene Ontology annotation, cellular component: cytosol. Bases 1 to 882 code for a protein of 293 amino acids. NCBI's taxonomy places the organism in Eukaryota, Fungi, Ascomycota, Dothideomycetes, Mycosphaerellales, Mycosphaerellaceae. The transcript has 2 exons. The record is from RefSeq and is a predicted model, not a curated record. Gene Ontology annotation, molecular function: oxidoreductase activity.